Dipodomys spectabilis (banner-tailed kangaroo rat) is the source of this 1670-nucleotide messenger RNA. It is a transcript of the gene Acod1, whose product is annotated as aconitate decarboxylase 1. The transcript is spliced from 5 exons. Gene Ontology annotation, molecular function: lyase activity. The record is from RefSeq and is a predicted model, not a curated record. The coding region runs from base 41 to 1507 and encodes 488 amino acids. Lineage: Eukaryota; Metazoa; Chordata; Mammalia; Rodentia; Heteromyidae.
UCCAGUUCAUUCCUGAGCCAAACUCUCCUUCUUGAACAACAUGAUGCUCAAGUCUGUCACAGAGAGCUUCGCCAGCCUGAUCCACGGCUUGAAGGCGGGACACCUGACGGACUCCGUCAUUCAGAAGAGCAAGAGGAUGAUCCUGGACACUCUGGGUGUCGGGCUGCUGGGCACCAGCACGGGAGUGUUUCACAAAGUCAGCCAGUACAGUAAAAUCUACAGCUCCAAUACAUCCAGCACUGUUUGGGGUCAGUCGGACUUCAGACUCCCACCCACAUAUGCUGCUUUCGUAAACGGUGUGGCUAUUCACUCCAUGGAUUUUGAUGACACUUGGCACCCUGCCACACAUCCUUCUGGAGCAGUCCUUCCUGUUCUCACAGCUUUAACAGAAGCCUUGCCUCAGAGUCCAACGUUUUCUGGCCUUGACCUGCUGUUGGCUUUCAAUGUUGGUGUUGAAGCUCAAGGCCGAUUAAUGCAUUUCUCCAAGGAAGCCAAUGACAUACCAAGGAGAUUCCAUCCCCCCUCCGUGGUAGGAACUUUGGGCAGAGCUGCCGCUGCGUCCAAGUUUUUAGGACUCAGCUUGACCAAGUGCCAGGAGGCCCUGGCAAUUGCCGCCUCUUAUGCUGGAGCACCCAUGGCAAAUGCUGCUACUGAGACCAAGCCCCUUCACAUGGGCAAUGCUGCCAGACACGGGAUAGAAGCCACUUUGCUAGCCAUGCUGGGUCUCCAAGGAAACCAGCGGGUCUUGGACCUGGAGAGGGGGUUUGGGGCCUUCUAUGCCAACUAUUCUCCGAAAGUCCUUCCGAGCUUGGAUUCUCAUACAUGGCUACUGGACCAGCAGGAUGUGGCCUUCAAGAGUUUCCCGGCACAUCUGGCCACUCACUGGGUGGCUGAGGCGGCAGGGGCUGUGAGGAAGCACCUUGGGCCUCCAAGUGGAAUCCUGUUUCCUGCUGCCCACAUCAAGAAAAUUGUGCUCAGGAUCCCAGAUGUGCAAUAUGUCAACAGACCCUUCCCAGAUUCAGAGCAUGAAGCCCGUCAUUCCUUCCAGUAUGUGGCCUGUGCCAUGCUGCUCGAUGGCUGCGUCACCGUCCCAUCCUUCCACAAACCCCAGAUCCACAGGCCACAGGUAAGAGAGCUGCUUGGGAAGGUGGAGCUGGAGCAUUCUCCAGACAACCAGCCCAACUUCAACUCAUUGUACUGUGAGAUCAGUGUCACUCUCCAGGACGGAUCCACCUUCACCGAGCGCUCUGAUACGUUCUAUGGUCACUGGAGAAAACCACUGAGCCAAGAGGACCUAAGAGGAAAGUUCAGAGUCAAUGCCUCCAGGACACUGUCCUGGGACACCGUGGAAAGUCUUAUAAAGGUAGUAGAAAAGCUAGAAGACCUAGAAGACUGUUCUGUGUUGACCACACUUCUGAAAGGAUCAUCUCCUCCAGAAGAGGCUUCAAAAUAUCCAGAAGACAAUCCUUCCAUUGCUCAAUCUCUCCCAAGUCUGACUAACAUGUGAAGGCCUUUGCAGUAUAAAGCAGAGGCCUGCUGCUCCAACCGAUCAGGAGCAAAUCAAGGUCAAGUGUGCAGAUAUAGAACAACGUGCGUGCAUCUGGAAGUCAUCUUGUCCUAUAAAAAUUGUGUGAUAUCUUUAACUUACCUUCAAGAUACUAUUUAAGAAA